Messenger RNA from Leptomonas pyrrhocoris, 4286 nucleotides. RefSeq lists its product as hypothetical. The transcript has a single exon. Gene Ontology annotation, biological process: mismatch repair. Gene Ontology annotation, cellular component: mismatch repair complex. Lineage: Eukaryota; Euglenozoa; Kinetoplastea; Trypanosomatida; Trypanosomatidae. Gene Ontology annotation, molecular function: ATP hydrolysis activity; ATP-dependent DNA damage sensor activity. The record is from RefSeq and is a predicted model, not a curated record. The coding region runs from base 276 to 4286 and encodes 1336 amino acids.
GACAUCCAGCGCAGACACGAGAUCAUUGCAUACGUAAGGAGGAGCGAGGGGGAGAGUAAUCUUCUGGGAGAUUUCGCUGCACCUCCCUCAACGGCCCUCGCCGCACUAUUUCUCUGAUACUCCCCUCACCCACAGAAGGAAAAAGCGGAAACGCUCACUAUGAUUACUAUUAUUAUUAUUGUUGUUGCUUUCUCGAGUUUCUGUGCGACUCUUCUCCAAGCAGCACCCUCCUCAUCACACCUCCAGCUGCAGACACGCCCUCCGUCUCAGACGUGAUGUCCUCUUCUACGCCCACCACGUCCCGCAUCCACCGGCUCCCGCACACAGACGCCGCGGUGCUCGCCGCGUGCGCGGAGUUCCCCACCUUCUCCGACGCGUUGGCCACGGUGGCGCAGGCGGCGCUGCCGGCGCUGGAGAAGGAAGUGUGGGGCUCGUACCUUUCCAGCCCCCUCCGCGGCUCUGCCCUGUCGCACGACCGCGACGGACAGCGCCCUUCGCCUCACCGGCCGGCUGUCUCGUCGGUGGCGCAGGCGGGGAGCCCCGCUUCACCGCCUCGCCGCCGCGGUCGUGUCAGCGUCGAGGCAUCGGUGUGUCUCCCAGCGUUUGCGUGGGACAUUGAGCGAAGCGUUGCGUUUCCAUUCGACGACGACAAGGGCAAGGACGAUGCAUCGCGGACCGUCCCUCAGCGAGGCUUCGGCCAUGCUUGUGAAGUGGCGCAUCCGCCGCCGCGGAAGAGAAGCAGGGCGGAAGGCGCGCCGGCCGCAGACGCGCCUUCUGAUUCGGCCCCGCUCGAUCUUCUCCGUCGACUGGCGUCCAUCUGCACCGAUGUCAGUGUUUCUGUGUGGCUGCUUGAACCACCGGCCAGCGGCGGCACCUGCUGCCAUGAAGGGAAACGCGUGUUACCUGCCCCCUAUGUGUGCUUUGAAAAACGCUGGCACUGCGGACAGGAAAUGAUGAUGCCGGCUGUUGUUGGUCUUGCUGCUCCUGCCGGUAGGCAUACAAUCACGAGUCGGCCACCUUUUGUCAACUUCUGUUAUCGACGCGUGUGUGCUGCGGAUCAGGUCGACGAGGUCUUUCUUCGCACACGCUGUUGCGUUCGCGGGCUCUUCCAUAACCUUCCGUUGCGCCAAGCCGCCUUCCAGGUGACGCCCUCUGGUGUUCUAGACAGACAAACGCAGGACCUUUUGCAUUCAUCGUUGUCGUCACGCUGGGCAGCGACGUCGGCCUCGGCGCAGCGCACACGGCGUGAGGAGCAGCAGCACCUCUUUGCCGUGCUUUUCCAGACCGCCGUGUGCACCGUGCUUGCGCCACUGUACUUGCAUGCCAACCCCUGCGCCUCACACGAAGCCGCGGCGACGAUGGAGUUCCCUUCCGUCUUCACUGCUCGCCUCCUCAGGGAAAGCAACGAUAGCGGCGGUGUAGGAGGCAAAGCAAAGCGUGAGACCUCUCCAUUUGGCGAAGUAGCAUGCCACUGCCCUUCCGCACUCCCUCCACCAGAAGCAUGCCGCCUCGUGGCUCUGAUAGAAGGCGCAUGCACAGACGACAACUUGUCAAGUCUGCCAGAUCGGCGAGGAACACGACAAGGGCUUUUCUGUGACCGCUUCGGCGUAUGCAGUGGACGCUUGACGGUGCAGCAGGCACAAGGAAUGACAAGGAAAGAGAAAUGGCAGCAGCUUUCCUCUAAGGAGGCAACGCAGACCCUCUCGUCGCCGGAGACGAGGUGGCGCGGUGAAACACAAGGGGAGGCGACCGCAGAGGAGCUCUGCGCCGUUUUCGGCAUCGACCUCCUUCUUCCACGAACCUCCUCGCAGCGCCGACAAACAGCGCAGAAGCGCCGUUCGUUUCGCGCAGCAGUGGAUGCAUCGCUGCAUGACGGCGACGAAGCGAACGUCCAUCGCAGCUGCUCACGCUUUACAGAGGUGGUGAUGCAGCCCGGGAAAUUCGCGGUGAUCUUCCACGCGUUCUCCAAGCCUUGCCUGUUCACCUCUGAUGCCGCCGCGUCCUCAGCGUCGCCGCCGUCGUGUUCAUCUGUCCGCCGCUCGCCCCAUUUCAGCCUGUCCUCCUCGCCAUCCGUAACGCUCUCCGACGGCCGCCAGCAACACCCCGCCACCUUUCUCAUCCUCACCGCCGACUCAAAAACGAUGCCAUUGGAAUCGACGGCAUUUCCCACCGGUGCGGUGUGGCCCACGCGUCGCGUCCUUGAGCCCGAUCACUGGGCCUACGAUGUGGUGGCCGCCCAGUCGCGCUCCCUGCGUGGUCGCUUCAGCUCGCUCGUCAUCGCCUCUCCCGUCUUUAUCUUUGUGGAUGCCGCGUAUGUGCCGACACGCCUCUGCGAGUGCCGCCAGCGACAGCGAACGAAGGCGCAGCAGGACUCAAGGGAAGGCGCCGCUGCCUUUCUUUCCUCCUUUUCCGAGUUGUAUGCGGCUGCAGUAGAGCGUGUCUGUCCCGGAGGACGUCCUUCAGCGACCACAGAAGAAACCUUGGACGUGCCAGCAUCCGAAAAGCCAUCUCCACAGCAGCAGCCGACGACGCCUUGUGUCUCGUUGGUAAGCGGCAAGGCAGAGCCUUCCACACCAGCAGCCGAUCGACGCAUCUACUCGUUAAGUCCCACCGUCGAUGUACCAACAGAGGCGGCUGUGCGUGACUCUGCUGCCGCUACUGCGGACUCUCAUGCUGGCGAGAGAAGCGGAGAAGUCGGCCUACGCAUGCAGUACGUCUUUCAGCGCGUUCUGGAGGCCGCCGCUGCGCCUGGGACGCAGUCUUUUAUCCCUUCAGCUUCCAAAGGAUCAGCGACGCCAGCGCCUUGGCAUCGUGUGCGGUUGGCGCCGGCGACGCUCUGGAUGAACGCGACGGGUUGUGGUGGCCGAGCGAAGGAUGCUGCUUCGGCGGCUUUCGCAGCGGCCCCCGCCGCACUCCCACGCCGCACCCCCGUCUCGCUUCACCCAAAACUGUCGGAGAUCAUUUUGGAAGAGGCAGAGCGGGCAGCUGCGUUCCAACCGGAGAGCACGAACUUUGAAGUGGCAACGGCGGUGCUGGGUGGAGUGCGUACGGCCGCUGCUGCUGCUGCUGCUGCAGCGGAGGGGAGAAUGGCUCGCAUGCGGCACCUGCUGGACACAGGACGCGGUAGUGUGCUGCGACAGCUGCCACGCGCGUGUAACCCGCCACAGCCCUGGUCACCGGCAGACAGAGCAGCUCCUGGUACAGGAGAUGUACCACUUCGCCAACCCGCAGUGACACCGCCGAUUGGGUCUGCGCAAGUGACGAGCGUGUCUGUGCUUCCCUGGGCUCGGAAGUUUAUUCUGCUGGCGCAGCGUCCUUGCGGUGUUCCAGAAGCAGCGUCGUCACGUCACAUAUUCGGGAAAGGGCACGCACAAGUCAAGGAGGCGGAGACGGCACCGCCGUCGUCUCUCCUGGUCGAAGCAUACUUCCCACAAUCUCCUCUGCCCUCCCUUUUCUCCACGUCGCCUCAUCCACGUCAUCUACGGUGGUGGGUACUGGACCAGCACGCGGUGCACGAGCGCGUUCGCCUUGAAUUCUUCCUGUGUUUUGCGGAUACGUACGUCCAACAUCCUGAGCUGCCGCAGGCGGCCGCAACCCACCGUGCGACGGUGAGGGGAACAGGGAAGUGCAGUGGCGUCGGUGCUGCGUCUGCCGUGCCGGGGCUGAGUCGUCACGCACGGCACGCCCUUGAGCGCCGGCAGCAAAAUACGCGUCUCUUGCGAAGCCUGGUGGAGAAAAAGGGCACCUCUUCUUGUGUGGCGGAACCUGCUUCCCCCUCCGCUCCCCACGCGCCAUCCCUCACUGCACUCGCGUCGUUUCCCGUACUGAUCCCUGCGGAGUGGCGCCUACGCGUGUCAUUGGUGGAGUCCCAUCUUCUUCAAUGGGGAUGGCGGUUUCAGCAUGAGUUGGUGGACGAUUCAUGCCGCGCACCCUUCUCCGACUCUCCCCGUCUUGCAACGGCUGUCCGGUCGUGGCCCUGUGUGGAGGUGGAGGGUGUGGAACACCGGGUAACGUCGCUGCGAGCCUUGACAGACACGGUGGAGGAGCUGGAGGCCCUUGGUGCGGCUGCUACGCCCACGUCGGCUUCCUCUCCUCUCCUUUCGAUCCCGUCGGCUUUCCUUCGCUUCUUCAUCUCUCGCUCCUGUCGUGGUGCGCUCAUGUUUGGUGACGCUGUCACGCCUGCGGCGGCGCGACACAUGGUGGCGGCGCUGGAAUGUGUGGAGCAGUACUACGUGUGCUCGCACGGCCGUCCGUCUUUUGCCUCGUUGGCCGCUUUCAACGCGUAG